Messenger RNA from Maniola jurtina (meadow brown), 1128 nucleotides. RefSeq names its product cilia- and flagella-associated protein 20-like. Lineage: Eukaryota; Metazoa; Arthropoda; Insecta; Lepidoptera; Nymphalidae. The coding region runs from base 64 to 996 and encodes 310 amino acids. Gene Ontology annotation, cellular component: ciliary basal body; motile cilium. The record is from RefSeq and is a predicted model, not a curated record. The transcript has a single exon. Gene Ontology annotation, biological process: regulation of cilium beat frequency involved in ciliary motility; cilium assembly; positive regulation of cell motility.
UUGCUCAUGGCUGUGAUACUGCCACAUUACAAUAACGAAAAUUAUUAAAUCAAAAUAAAAACCAUGUUUAAAAAUACUUAUCAAAGCGGAUUACUAUCAAUAUUUUAUAGUUGUGGGUCAAAUCCCUUAGCAAUAUGGGACAUGGAAGUACAAAACGGGCACAUAAAACGAUUAACUGAUAAUGAGGUAAACUCCAUAGUUCUCGAGAUAGUAAGCUCAAACGUGGCAACCACUUACAUAGUAUGCCCGAAGAGGAAUCAAGUACUAGGAAUAAGGUUACCAUUUCUCGUAAUGAUCGUCAAAAAUUUAAAAAGGUACUUCUCAUUUGAAAUAACAAUUUUGGAUGACACAAAUAUGAGAAGGCGAUUUAGGAUUUCAAAUUUUCAGUCGACAACGAAAAUCAAACCCUUUUGCACUACCAUGCCGAUUGGAUUAUCAAGUGGAUGGAAUCAAAUACAAUUCAAUUUGGCGGAUUUUACUAGACGCGCAUACGGUACGCAAUUUAUAGAAACACUUCGAGUUCAAGUGCAUGCAAAUGCUCGGCUUCGUAGGAUUUAUUUUAGUGAACGACUCUAUACUGAGGAGGAAUUGCCGCAGGAUUACAAGUUGUACUUGCCUUUGGAACGCAAGGAAAAGAAAGUUAAGUCUGAAAAGAAAGAAGCAUCAAAAACUGACAAAGCACCUGCACGACCACCAGCAGAAAAAACUCCACAAGAAAAAGUUCCAAAGGUGGAAGCUCCAGUUGCAGAACCUAAACCACCUAUACAACUGGAAAGUAAAGUUAGUGCGGCCACGGUAACACCAACAACAACUGAAGCUGGAGACGUAAAACCAGAAGAUGAACCGGAAGCUGCUGAACCCACUCCGGAAGCUGCUUCAGAACCAGGUGCAGAACCUGAUGAAGAAGUUGAAGGAGUUGGUGAAGAACCAAAACUUGAAGAAGAGCCACAGGAGCCAGAAGGUCAAACCGAGAUCAAGGAAGAAGGCGAGGAAUAAAUUCAUCAAUUUUUAUUUUAUUUUUGUUUUUAUGGUUACAUUAUGUAUGUUAGUUAAUACUAUUUUACUAUUAAUAUUGAAUUUACAAAAAUCAUAAUUUUAUAAUAAAUCUUCUUAUUAUUGUUGAGACUA